Molecule: messenger RNA, 8278 nt
Organism: Protopterus annectens (West African lungfish)
Lineage: Eukaryota; Metazoa; Chordata; Ceratodontiformes; Protopteridae
Gene: CACNA1I
Product: calcium voltage-gated channel subunit alpha1 I
Exons: 36
Coding region: 16-7305 (2429 amino acids)
Biological process (GO): calcium ion transmembrane transport; neuronal action potential; positive regulation of calcium ion-dependent exocytosis
Cellular component (GO): voltage-gated calcium channel complex; neuron projection; voltage-gated sodium channel complex
Molecular function (GO): voltage-gated sodium channel activity; low voltage-gated calcium channel activity
Source: RefSeq, a predicted model, not a curated record
UUCGAAUUUGUCAGCAUGAUGAUUAUCCUUCUGAACUGUGUAACUCUGGGAAUGUAUCAACCUUGUGAUGAUAUCGACUGUUCAUCAGAGCGUUGCAAAAUCUUGCAGACAUUCGAUGACUUCAUCUUUAUCUUCUUUGCCAUGGAAAUGAUGGUCAAGAUGGUUGCUUUGGGAAUAUUUGGAAAGAAGUGUUAUCUUGGGGACACCUGGAAUCGACUUGACUUCUUCAUUGUCAUGGCAGGAAUGGUUGAAUAUUCAUUAGACCUUCAAAACAUAACAUUAUCUGCAAUCAGAACUGUCCGGGUUUUAAGGCCACUCAAAGCAAUCAACAGAGUGCCAAGUAUGAGAAUCUUGGUGAAUUUGCUCCUUGAUACAUUGCCGAUGCUAGGAAAUGUCCUUCUGCUGUGUUUCUUUGUUUUCUUCAUCUUUGGAAUAAUUGGAGUACAACUCUGGGCGGGGCUACUGAGAAACCGUUGCUUUUUACAAGAAAACUUCACACUAUACAAUGGUGUUACCCUUCCACCGUAUUAUCAGCCUGACAAAGAUGAGGAAACUCCAUUCAUUUGUUCACUGCCUGCCGACAAUGGUAUCAUGACCUGUAAUGACAUCCGGCCACUAAAGGAAGAUGGGCACGAGUGUUGUUUGGACAAAGAUGAUUACAUUUACUACAACUCCAUUGGGCAAGAGCUUAAUGUCAGUGGGGGCUGUGUCAACUGGAAUCAGUAUUACAAUGUCUGCCGCAGCGGGACCUCCAAUCCUCAUAAAGGUGCCAUCAACUUUGAUAACAUCGGGUAUGCUUGGAUUGUCAUAUUUCAGGUCAUAACUCUGGAGGGCUGGGUUCAGAUAAUGUACUAUGUGAUGGACGCGCAUUCCUUUUACAACUUCAUUUACUUCAUUCUGCUCAUUAUAGUAGGCUCCUUCUUCAUGAUUAAUCUCUGCCUGGUUGUAAUAGCAACUCAGUUUUCUGAGACAAAGCAGCGGGAACAUCAGCUGAUGCAGGAACAAAGGGCACGUUAUCUAUCUUCAAGCACAGUGGCUAGUUUUGCAGAACCUGGAGACUGCUAUGAGGAGAUUUUCCAGUAUGUCUGUCACAUCCUUCGUAAAGCUAAGAGACGCACUGUGAGUUUCUAUACAGGCCUACAGACCCGAAGCCAGAAACAUCAUCGCUGGGGUAGCUUGAAGGUUGGAGUAAAUGGAAGAGAGAAAGGCCACUCCUGGUCUUGUCAGAAAAAUGCCCAGUUGGAGUAUACACCUCAUGCCAUUGUUCAGCCUAUAGCACUGACUCUAACAUGUGACACAGGCCACUGCCCAAAGUGUAACAACAUUCAGCAUCACACCAACAGCAGAUCGUCAGUUACCACAAGCAUGAAUUCAGUACAAGAGGAAGUAAAUGAGUUAGAUGUAGAAGAUGGGACUGGUGAUGGCUCCAACACAGAGAAAAAGGAGGAAGAGAAGAAAGUGGAGGAGAUAAGUUACUGUGAAGGUCUGUAUAUUAAGAUACGGAUCAAGCUGCGAGAUAUUGUGGAGAGCAAGUACUUCAGUCGUGGGAUUAUGAUGGCCAUUCUUGUCAACACAAUCAGCAUGGGCAUAGAGCAUCACGAACAGCCAGAGGAGCUUACAAAUGUUUUGGAGAUCAGCAACAUUGUCUUUACAAGCAUGUUUGCCCUAGAGAUGGCCCUCAAACUAACAGCCUUUGGAUUCUUUGACUAUCUCCGAAACCCGUACAAUAUCUUUGAUGGUAUCAUUGUCAUUAUAAGUGUGUGUGAGAUUGUUGGACAAUCAGAUGGUGGUCUCUCAGUCCUUAGAACAUUUCGUCUUCUUCGAGUGCUGAAACUUGUGCGUUUUAUGCCUGCAUUGAGGCGUCAGUUAGUCGUUCUAAUGAAGACCAUGGACAAUGUGGCUACAUUCUGUAUGCUCCUUAUGCUUUUCAUCUUCAUAUUCAGCAUCCUUGGAAUGCAUAUAUUUGGAUGUAAAUUUAGUCUGAAGACAGAUACAGGAGACACUAUUCCUGACAGAAAAAAUUUUGACUCCUUGCUCUGGGCCAUUGUCACAGUAUUUCAGAUCUUGACACAGGAAGACUGGAAUGUGGUUUUGUAUAAUGGAAUGGCCUCUACUUCCCCAUGGGCUGCUCUCUAUUUUGUAGCUCUGAUGACAUUUGGCAAUUAUGUCCUUUUUAACUUACUUGUUGCCAUCUUAGUAGAAGGCUUUCAAGCAGAGGGAGAUGCCAACUACUCGUAUUCAGAUGAAGAGCAAAGUUCUUCCAACUCUGAAGAGUGUGAAAGAUCUAGAGAACUGCAUCAUCUGUCUGAUCCAAAGAUGUGUUCCAUUCCAAUGACACCUAAUGGACACCUUGAUGCCAUCUCAUCACCAUGCCCACCAAUUGCUGGUGGCAUCAUUGCCUCAUCCAGGAAUUCUCUGCAGCGUGAUCAAGUCCACAUAAUGGUUGGGUCAAGAAAAGGUAGCAUCAUGUCAUUGGGAAGAGCUAACUAUGACCAGAAAUCAAUGUCAAGUUCUCGAAGCUCACAUUAUGGGCCUUGGGGUCGUGGUACUGCCUGGGGAAGUCGACGUUCCAGCUGGAACAGUUUAGGUCAUGCUUCAAGUCUGAAACGUAGGCUGCAUUCUGGAGAGCAUGAAUCCCUUUUGUCUGGUGAAAGUCGGAAAGUGCUGGAAGAACUUGAAGAAUAUAAGAUAGGAAGGCAUCGUCGAUCCUCAACCAAGAAGAGAAGAACACAUUCUUUGGACACCAAGGGGUCUUCUGAUGUACCGGAAGUUGCCAAAGGUUCAUGUAGUCACAGAUGCUGUAGAACGAAUAGUGCAGUACUGGGCUCAAGUGAUCAUCAUGACUGCAAUGGGAAGACUGUGAAUUUAGCAAAGGAGGUUUUUCCUAAAAUGAACAACAGAAAAGACCAGGAGGAGUAUGAUGAAGAAAUCGAUUAUAGUCUCUGUUUUCGUAUCCAGAAGAUGAUAGACGUGUACAAACCAGAGUGGUGUGAAGUACGGGAAGACUGGUCCGUCUACCUUUUCUCACCUCAGAACAGAUUUCGACUCAUGUGCCAGAUGAUCAUUGCUCAUAAACUCUUUGAUUACGUGGUCCUGGUUUUCAUAUUUCUCAACUGUAUCACUGUUGCACUGGAACGGCCAGAGAUUGAGCAGAAGAGCACAGAAAGAAUAUUCCUCACUGUCUCCAACUAUAUAUUCACAGCCAUCUUUGUUGCAGAGAUGACACUGAAGGUGGUAUCUCUUGGAUUUUAUUUGGGUGACCAGGCCUACCUCCGUAGCAGCUGGAACAUCUUGGAUGGAUUCCUGGUUUUUGUUUCUCUCAUUGACAUAGUUGUCUCAAUGGCAUCUGCAGGUGGAGCCAAGAUCCUUGGAGUUCUCAGGGUUUUACGACUCCUUCGUACUCUUAGGCCACUCAGGGUAAUUAGCCGAGCUCCAGGUCUAAAGCUGGUAGUGGAAACUCUUAUUUCCUCACUGAAACCAAUCGGCAACAUUGUCCUCAUCUGCUGUGCCUUCUUCAUCAUCUUUGGAAUCCUUGGAGUGCAGCUUUUUAAAGGCAAAUUUUACCACUGUCAGGGGCAAGACACACGUAACAUCACCAGCAGGCUCGACUGUGCCAUGGCAAAGUACAAGUGGGUCCGCCACAAAUACAACUUUGAUAACCUUGGACAGGCCCUAAUGUCCUUGUUUGUUCUGGCAUCCAAAGAUGGCUGGGUUAAUAUCAUGUACAAUGGGCUAGAUGCUGUGGCCAUCGACCAUCAGCCAAUGACCAACCAUAACCCUUGGAUGCUGCUGUAUUUCAUCUCCUUCCUUCUUAUUGUUAGUUUCUUUGUCCUGAACAUGUUUGUUGGAGUCGUGGUAGAAAAUUUUCACAAGUGCCGGCAACACCAAGAAGCAGAAGAAGCAAAGAGAAGGGAAGAGAAACGCCUGCGGAGACUAGAGAAGAAGCGCAGGAAGGCACAAAGGCUACCAUACUACGCCAGUUACAGCCCAAUACGUCUGCUCAUCCACACAGCCUGUACCAGCCACUAUCUGGAUAUUUUCAUAACAUUUAUCAUCUGCCUUAAUGUUGUUACAAUGUCUCUGGAACACUACAGUCAACCACAGUCCCUUGAGACAGCUUUGAAGUAUUGCAAUUAUAUGUUCACCACUGUGUUUGUCUUGGAGGCAGUACUAAAGCUUGUUGCCUUUGGACUACGUCGAUUUUUUAAGGACAGGUGGAACCAGCUGGAUCUGGCUAUUGUGCUCCUGUCUGUCAUGGGCAUCACCUUGGAAGAGAUCGAAAUCAAUGCUGCCCUUCCCAUCAACCCCACAAUCAUACGAAUUAUGAGGGUUCUUCGCAUUGCUAGGGUGCUAAAGCUUUUGAAGAUGGCCACAGGGAUGAGAGCUUUACUCGAUACUGUAGUGCAGGCACUACCGCAGGUGGGGAAUCUCGGGCUGCUGUUCAUGCUGCUGUUUUUUAUCUAUGCUGCCCUUGGAGUAGAACUGUUUGGGAAACUGGUUUGUGAUGAAGACCACCCAUGUGAGGGAAUGAGCCGACAUGCCACAUUUGAGAAUUUUGGAAUGGCUUUUCUAACACUUUUUCAGGUUUCGACAGGAGACAAUUGGAAUGGAAUAAUGAAGGAUACACUGCGGGACUGCACUACAGAUGACAGGAGCUGCCUCAGCAACCUUCAGUUUAUAUCACCUCUUUACUUUGUGAGCUUUGUGCUCACAGCCCAGUUUGUCCUGAUAAAUGUGGUUGUUGCUGUCUUGAUGAAACACCUGGAUGACAGUAACAAAGAGGCACAGGAAGACGCAGAACUGGAUGCCGAGAUUGAGAUGGAGCUUGCUCAGGGACUCUGUUCUGCUCAGGGUCCUGGCUCUCCAGCCCUUGGACCUGAUGCCUUAAACAAUAAAGGUGGAAAAGCUAUAGAAGAAGGACAUGAAGCUGGAAAACACCACUCACCUGCACAGGAGAAUAUGUGGCUGGAUAGCGUCUCACUGAUAAUCAAAGACUCUUUUGAAAGUGAACUGCUCAUGAUUGAUAAUCUUUCUGGGUCCGUUUUUCAUCACUACUCCUCUCCACCAAUGUGUAAGAAUUGUCAACAUGACAAGCAUGAGGUUCGCUUGGCAGAAACAGAAGCGUUUUCCCUAACCUCAGACAAGUCUUCCUCUGGAGCUCUGGCUGAUGAUUUAAGCUUGGAUGAUCACAACAUUGAUCAGCUUAAUGCAAAAGAAGGCAAGAUGGUUUCAUCUAUAAAAAGACUGUUACUUAAAGCAAACAAUCCAUUGUUGCAAACAGCAGAUGUUAGUAAAUCUCAAGAUGUCUCUACAGGCAAUGAUACUAAAGAACUGAACAAACUGCUAGUAACACUGGAGAAAAAAGUAAGUAGCUACAAACAACUACAAUGGCAAAGAUUUAGUUUUUCAGCAUACUUAGAAUUAGGUAUUGUACCUAGAGGGCUUUGGAUAUUAAAGAUGCCCUCCUAUGGCAAUACAUAUGAGGAACUGCUGAUAAAAUGGCAACAGCUUAAUUUAGAAUUAAGCGCAAACUACAUGAAACUCAUGAAUGAGUUUUUUGUAGCAGUUGAACAAUCUUUAUUGCUAGAGAUAGAAGCCCUGGAAAAACAAGUAUUGGAGUGUGCUAAAGGAGAUACAAAUAAUGAAUAUUAUCAAACUUUUAUUGAGAAUGUGCAUAUUAUGGACAGUAGACUUGAGCUAAAGAAAAAACGCAAACUGCAACGUGAUGUACAAGAUUUUAAAAAUGGGCAUAUCUUCUCAUGGCCCAAACCAGAAUAUAAGUACUCAAAACCUGUCAAUAAUAAUAAGAACUAUGAGCAGAAUAAGAACUAUGAGCAGAAUAAGAACAAAAAUACAAAAACAAGGCUAUUAGAUCAACUUGAUGAAUUUCACUCGCCGCAACCGGCUCUAGCUACACCCACACCUGCUAGCCUGCAAGCUAGUAUGCACGACGCUAUUCUAGUGACGUCGCAACGUUCCGAUGAAGGAGGAUCAAGAAUUGACGGAGUUACGGUUGAACCUGUUGUAGCAGUCAAUAGCCCUGAUACAGCCCAUAUAUCGAGUGUAUCCACUCCAAUGAAACAACAGAAAAUAGACUUAAAAAAUAAAAAGCAAGCCGAGAUAUCGGCUUUUUUACCGUUCCGGUUGAAACAGCCGGAAAAAGUAAUACUUCGGCAGUUGCAGCAGGAGAAGAAUUUGAAUGUAGCAGUACAACAGCAGCAAGGAACGCAAGGGGCGAAAAGAAAGAACGACAGCCCAAGACAAGAUGAGCAGGACAGUUCUGAAUCUGCUAAACUGGAUGACACAGCUGAAGAAAUUGCUGUAGUUAUAUGUACAACUGUUUCAUCAUUCAAUGACAGCAGUCAGCCAGCAAUAAAAAAAUCUGAUUCUAGUAAUCAGCAAGACUGGAAGCUUUGGCCACACACAAAAGAAAAAUGUGCAAUUGAUCCUAAUUGCUCAUCCCCAGACACUGCAAGACUUCAGUUUCCAGCAGAGUUCUUUCUUCCAUCCAUGCCUGCCACAGACAACAUCAGUGGAGAAGCCUCCAUCCAUUGUGGACUACCCAUGAUGUCUUCAUCUGGAUCUUGGGCGUCAUUGCGAUCUCCUCCUGUGAACUGUCCUCUUUACAGACAGUCUGCUGAAAGUAGUUCAAUUGAUUCUAAAAGUGGUUCUGAAGAGAGCCUGCAGACAACGCUGGAAGACAGCCUGAACCUGAAUGAAUCCCAACAGUGCACUUUACAUCUUCCAGCAACGUGUGCAACCACAGCAUCUCAUAUAAUUCAGGCACAGUUAGCGCCUACUUCUCUUAAGCAAGGAGUGUAUAAUCAGCGAAGCUUCACACUACGGAACACAAGGGGGCACCAGCGAAGCCACAGUAGUGGAGGAAGUACCAGCCCUGGAUAUACUCAACAAGACUCCAUGGACCCUUCAGAUGAAGAAGGGGUGGGAAGCAGUAUAAGGGCAAAUAGUGAACAAUCUGAGACAUUAAGCAGCCUGUCUUUGACUUCCUUGUUUUCUCACUCAUCAUUAGCUCCAGUACUUAUUAAGAAAUGCAACAGCACAAGCAGCUUGGAUGUUGUUAGCAGGAGCAAAGACACUAAGCAGUUAUAUGCUGUUGACCCACAAGGAUUCUUGUCCACUCCAUCUUGGGUUACAGACUUCUGCAAAACUUCCCAUUCUUCAAGUGGUGAAGAGGAGAAAGGCAAUGGACAACAGUUAGAAAAUGAUGAAAUUCCAACAAUACAUAGGCCAUCCAUCCACUCAGGAUCAGAGUAUAGGAGUCCUGCCAUUAAGAAGAAGAGAUGAGGUUACAGACAAAUGAUAGGAUAAUUUCUGAGAUUCAGAAGUAGCAAAAUAGCUUGCUUACCUCACUGAGUUUGGAGCACAGUGGUUUUACAAAUUAGGUGUGAAAUGCAACAGUGGUCUACAGGGCUUUGUCUUCUAUGAAUUAAAAGAAGACCUAUAGGAAUGAAUGGACUGCAUCUUAUUUUAACUUCCAAAGUGGAAAACAAUUUCAAAAUCUUGAGGGAAUGUAAAAUACAAAUAAUGUGAUGCAAAGAUUUAUUAGGAGAUUGAUUCUUUGGAAAUGUUCUUUAUUUUCUUCCAUUAACGUGGCUUGACUAGCUGCUUCCCCUUUGUCUGACUCCCUGGCACAAAUUGUUCUAAAGUGGGGGGUGCCUUCUGGUGGAAGAAAUUAAGGAGAAACAGAAUUGCUCCGAAUGUGUUUAGAAGGCUGCUAAAAAGACUAAUUUCUUCACAUACUGACUGAAGCCCAAAGGUAUUAAAUGCAAAAAUCCUUCCCAACAUACCAGGUUAUGAAUUUUGUCUGAUAAAAACUGUGCUAUAUAGCUAUAACAUGUCAGACAAUUAUAUUUUGAAUUUUACACAGACUUUGUGGCUGCUGGUAAAAGAGAACUUUUCUUGUCAGUCUCUAGCUGUAAUGCAUCACACUUGUUUAGUUCCCUUCUUAUUUUCACUAAGAGUUAUUUGCAGGCAAUAAGCUUGGUUUGGGCAGUGGUAUGCUGUUCAAUGGAUGAUAAUUGUUUACUUACUGAGGUGAAGGGCCUUAGUUUUUCUGGGACUCAGUUAUAUCUGAAAUCACACCCUACCCCAAAACAUGUAAUUUCUUGGCAUAAAGUAUUGCAUUAGUUAAGCCAAGCAGUGCAACAUAAAAGUUAAUUAGUAGAAGUAUUCAUGAUGUUUUGAGACAUUUUCACCCCAUGACAGAAUUCUGUAGGUCAUUUCUUUUCAAUAACUGUUGCAUUUUAUGGAAAAAACA